Messenger RNA from Chondrus crispus (carragheen), 2854 nucleotides. RefSeq lists its product as hypothetical. The transcript is spliced from 2 exons. The coding region runs from base 1 to 2043 and encodes 680 amino acids. The record is from RefSeq and is a predicted model, not a curated record. Lineage: Eukaryota; Rhodophyta; Florideophyceae; Gigartinales; Gigartinaceae.
AUGUCACGUUCCUUGGGCCUCCAAAUCUCCCGCCUAACCAACCCCAACUUAAAACUUCAAGCAUCGCAGGUACGCGCCCUCAUCAACGUGCUCCGUCUUGUCGACAACUACCCCGCCCUCUAUCUCAACAAGAAUAUACUCCGCAAUGCCAUCCGUCGCUACGAGCAUGUCUGGAUACCCCUGCUCGCAAGCCUUCCCGCUGCCAGACGCACCAAGGUUGUCCCUCCCAUUGAUGUUGAAUGGGUCUGGUUUGUCCACAUGCUCUGCCCCGUCAAAUAUGUCGUCGAUUCCGCGGCCAUGUGGUCGGCGGUCUCUCCAAAGGAGAAUUCGUACAUUGUGGAUCACGUCUUGCUUGUAGACGCUGCGCGGAAACGAGGCAUAGAGGAAGCGCGUCGCUUUUGGGAAGCUCGUUUUCCGCAAGAACCUUAUGAUAUCACAUCCUCUCUGAAAACAGCACCGCUUCAAGAGGAUGCAGAGGAAAGUGUUGAGGUGAAAGCGGCCUCGCGUAUUUCAUACGACAUCGUCGCAGCGGCUGAACGCCAGAUGGCUUUCCACUACCAAGUGGCUAUCAUGCCGCAAUAUCAAGAUAGCAAAUGGCUUCAAAUGGCGGUCACCCGAUAUGUUUCUAUGUUCCUUGAGCUUCAGAGAAGAAGGGCCAAGUCAGUUUGGGUUCCUACCUACGACAUUGACGUUGUAUGGCACACACACAUGCUGCACCCUCGCAUGUAUGUAAAGGACACGACAAUAAGAACUGGACGGCUUCUUCCACAUGAUGACACUCUAAAUGACCGGAAAGCGGGCUCCAAUCUCAUGAAUCGGUGGGAAGAUACAGUGGAGACAUGGUCUCGAGAGUUUGGAACUUCCGUAGCGAGACCGGGAGGGAUGUGGAGAGGAAACAUCACUCCAGAGGAGCGUUUGUCAGUACCAGUUGUCAAAAAGUCGGUCCAGCUAUUUACAGAACAGAUCAGUACGCAGCAGUUGUCAUCGCUUUCAGUUUGUGAUUUAGAGACAGUGUUGAAGGACAGUGACAAAACUGUGUUGGAUCACAUUCUAUGGGUACACACCACCGACUCGAGACAAGCAAUGGAGACUAUUCAGAAAAGCAACAUACUUUCGGCAUCGGCUGCGACCGUAUUCGAAAGCUUUGCAUCUUUCAAAACAGAAAAAUCUGCUGAGAUUGCUCGUGGGCGCUUCUUCUACACUCCGGUGAUGGUGGAUGAAAUGGUCGAAAGUUUCAGCCCUUUUCUUGAACUAUACCAUGUUAAUUCAGGUAUGCCAUCUCUGUCUUAUCCAAUGGCAAGUGCAUAUCUAGCCAAAGCCGGGUCGAUUUGUUUCGGUAAUUCCCAUGACAAAUAUUCCUAUGCCAGUGAACCUGGGGGGUUGGUGUUUGUGCUCAGAAUUGCGGGAGAAGACUUCGGUCUUUUGGCUGCUGGAUGGCAAGGAUUUCAAGAACCAGUAGACAGCACCAGUGAUAUGGUGACAAACAAGAAGGGAAAAAAGCAAGAACAGCACUCUUUUCAGCACUGUAAACCUGAACCGGGCCAUUUGUGUUUGAGGUUGUGGCUAUUGGGUUCUGGAAGUCCAGAUAGAUGGUAUUCUCUGGAGAACAGAAGCCAGCCAGGAACCCCUGGUCAGUUUGAAAUGAAGCUACCGAUGCCAUCAGCAUCUGAAGCACUUCGCAAGACCCCGGCAAAGCUCGGUGCAAUAGGAUUCGAUCUAUCCGAUGGCAAAAUAGAAUUCGAACUGCCGGAACAUGGCGUGCCAGCCUGUCUCAUUGCCAUGGCGGCCUCGAUGCUUCAUGUGAUUCUGCAGCCACGCAUGGAACCUGCAGAAAAUGACUUUAAGACAUCAAUGUACCCGUCAUGGAGUUCUCCGCAAAAGGAGCACGCCUUAUUGCGGGCAGCCGGGGGCGAGCACUUUCAUGAAAGCAGUAGGCGAGGGUUCGUGGAAGUCUUGUUGCGUUUACCUAUGAGCAACCAGCUUCGAAAAAACAUGUUUUUCGCGAAAGCUGAAACGCUAUAUCCAGUCGGAGAGAAGCGAUGAGCGAAAGCUGUGAUUCUAGACGGGAGGCCAAGGUAAUGAGCUGAAAAAAGAAAUUGAAGGACAUGACUGAUGUUCACUUGUUCUUCAUUUUCUCACAUUCAUCUUCUGUCUCCGAAGAAAGCAAGAGUGCAAUCCCGUCAUUAUUAGAUGCAUUGCAUGUGCGAGGAAAAGCGGGGAUAGCCAGAAGCGACGUGAUGGGUUCGCAGCACAUGUUGAUGGAUUUACUGCGACAAGCUGUGUGUCCUGGCGACUAAUUUACGUGAGGCGAGAUCUUUCUACGACUGAAGCUCCCAUAUGUUGUAAAAGUGGAGACUGUUUCGAUGAAGCUUCCUUCUUGCAAAUACGGGAGGAUAUUGUUUUUCUCUCUGAUUGCUUGUUGUAAUGAAUUCGUUUUCGAGUGGUUCGGAUGUUAGUAUUGGGGGGAUGCUGGUGAUGCCCUGGCGAGGGAGGGGGGUCACUCUAAGGAUUUUGCCGGCUUUAAGGUCGUCGCGGGCACCAUUUUCAAGUGGUACUGAUACCUCUCAAAUCAAGAGUCGAGAAGCUGUGAUACCGCCAGCCGAACCCAGAGGUUCCCUUGUUCAUGCACAGCUGAGACCGUCCACAUGCCGAGGCAGUACACAGCAAGGAUGCGAGAAGAAAGUAUAUUUCAUUGGCUGUUCUUUCUUCCGUUGCACUGCUGUCGCGCCCCAUGUCUAUCUUCACUAUCCAAUGAACAGAGGUAGGAAUUUCUUGAAAAGGUAUCGCAAGUUUAAUUCUUUUACAGUUUACUUUGUACAACAAAUAAAUCACUGAACGAAACGCGGGCACAAAA